Hemiscyllium ocellatum (epaulette shark) is the source of this 1493-nucleotide messenger RNA. RefSeq names its product neuronal vesicle trafficking associated 2 (gene nsg2). The record is from RefSeq and is a predicted model, not a curated record. Gene Ontology annotation, biological process: clathrin coat assembly; G protein-coupled dopamine receptor signaling pathway; endosomal transport. Bases 129 to 692 code for a protein of 187 amino acids. Gene Ontology annotation, molecular function: clathrin light chain binding. Lineage: Eukaryota; Metazoa; Chordata; Chondrichthyes; Orectolobiformes; Hemiscylliidae. The transcript is spliced from 5 exons. Gene Ontology annotation, cellular component: endosome; membrane.
UCUGCGGCAGGAGAGCUCUCUGGUCAGAAUCGACUGCAAAAUCCUCCCUUAUCAAACGCCAUCUUGUGACAUCAGGUGCUUUUUGUAAAGAUUACGGUUCGCACGUUAAAGACCAAUCCUCGUGAAUAAUGGUGAAGCUGGGGAGUAACUUGAACGAAAAAAAUACCAAGCAAUCCUGUAGUGAUGAUAAUUUUCACACCGUCCCCUUGAUCACACCCUUGGAUGUGAAUCAUCUGCAGUUCCCUGCUCCAGACAAGGUUGUGGUGAAAACGAGAACCGAAUUCCAGUCAGAUCAAAAGAACAAAGGAAAACUGAGGGUACCGAAAAUAGCUGAAUUCACAAUCAGCUUCAACGACGGUGUAUCGGAAAGGCUCAAGGUCACUAUUCUCAUUUUUCUUGCACUUGCAUUUCUUGCUUGUAUUGUGUUCCUUGUGGUAUACAAAGCCUUCACCUAUGAUCACAGUUGCCCAGAUGGAUUUGUGUAUAAGCAUAAACGCUGUAUACCAGCAUCUCUUGAAGCCUACUAUUCAGCACAAGACUCUACUUCUCGAGGGCGAUUCUACACAGUCAUCAGUCAUUACAGCCUGGCUAAACAAACUACUUCCCGGUCAGUUUCUCCAUGGCUGCCUGCUGCAUCAGUUGAGAAACCAGCAGAACAUGAUUCAAAAUCCUCAAGCAGUGACAGUCACUGAACAACUUCUCUGGGCGUGACGUUUUUUUCAAAACAUAAAACUAAUUGAAAGGUGUUAAGGUUGCUAAUAAUGGACUGUUGUUUCAGUUCCAAAACAAAGCAGUAUUUGGAUUAUAUGAUAGUUGUUUCUUUUGUCCCUUGUCCUUGUUGAUUUGUAAUUGAUUCUGAAGUUUUUUUGUACAAAGGCAUGUUUGGUGUUGCUGCACUUCACAUUAUAAACACAUUUUUAAAUAGGCUACAUGUCUUUAAUGAAUUUGUUUAAUUGAAUUUCAGAAAUAGCCUUCAUGGUGUUCAGUGAGCUCUCUCCCGAAGACAAGUUAGUGCACAUUUGUUCAUUUUUUAAGUAGAGCAUUUCCUGCAUGAGCAGUUUAUGUGCAUGAAAUUUUGCACGUUUGGCUGACGUGUACAGUUAUAAUCAUAUGAUGUUGUCACCCUCAGUGGCUGCACUUUUUUAGAAAUAAAACAGAUAAGACAAGGUUAUGUACUUUAGCCAUUGGCUGAAGAGCAGUUGAUAAACUAUAGUUCUCCUACAACUGCAGAUACUUGAGUGCUCUGUAGUUCCUGCAUACUACAAUAAUGCUUAUACUUGGAAAAGGAUAGAGUGGUUGACUGCUGUACAUAUGAAUUCUUGAUAUUAAGGAUGCAGUAUGGGGAUUUGUACAUUAGAUUUCACAUGAAUUAUCAGAUUUGUAGCUGAAGCUUAGUAGAGAAUUGUAAUGAUUAGUAAUUAACACAAGUGCAGAGUCAUCUUUCUCAUGUUUUCAUAUGUAUUAUUACAUUGUCAAUUGUGUUGAUUUUCAGC